This is a messenger RNA of Bufo gargarizans (Asiatic toad), 2824 nucleotides long. It is a transcript of the gene KLHL15, whose product is annotated as kelch like family member 15. Gene Ontology annotation, molecular function: protein binding. Gene Ontology annotation, biological process: nuclear protein quality control by the ubiquitin-proteasome system; protein ubiquitination. Gene Ontology annotation, cellular component: nucleus; Cul3-RING ubiquitin ligase complex. Bases 228 to 2042 code for a protein of 604 amino acids. The transcript has 3 exons. Lineage: Eukaryota; Metazoa; Chordata; Amphibia; Anura; Bufonidae. The record is from RefSeq and is a predicted model, not a curated record.
UCCGGGGUUGCUUUUUGGCCUGGACGCUGCAGGUAGUAAGGAGCUGUUGUCUGGGUGGAGAGCGGAGCUGGCGGGGCGGACUCGUGCGGCGGGGAUGCGGUGAGCAUGUGUCUAUGAGCGGGCCCGGAGCAGCGGCUGAGACCCGGAGAAUUUAAAGGCCGGAUGUUACAUACACGGCUGGGCUGUGCAGGACGCAUCCCUUCAGUGUACGGGCUGGUAGGUGAUUCAUGGCCGGGGACGUGGAAGGGUACUCUUCUUCAAUCCACGAUAGCAGUGUCACUGCAGGAUUCAGGGCACUGUACGAGGAAGGCCUGUUGGUGGAUGUCACCCUUGUGAUAGAGGAUCACCAGUUUCAAGCGCACAAAGCACUGCUGGCAACUCAGAGUGACUACUUCCGUAUCAUGUUCACUGCCGACAUGAGGGAGCGUGAUCAGGACAAAAUCUACCUUAAGGGAUUGACCGCUACAGGCUUCAGCCGCGUGCUCCAGUUUAUGUACUAUGGUAACAUUGACCUUAGCAUGGCUACCGUCCAUGAAAUCCUGCAGGCGGCUAUGUAUGUGCAGUUGACUGAAGUUGUAAAGUUUUGCUGUUCUUUCCUCAUGGCUAAAAUUUGUCUGGAGAACUGUGCCGAGAUUAUGAGGCUUCUGGAUGACUUCAGCGUUGACGUUGAAGGUGUCAGAGAGAAGCUUGACGUGUUUCUGUUGGAGAACUUUGUUCCUCUUAUGGCUAGACCUGACUUUCUCUCCUACCUUAGCUUUGAAAAACUCAAGAGCUACCUGGACAAUGAUCGUCUGAGUCGGUUCCCCGAGAUUGAGCUGUAUGAAGCUGUUCAGGCUUGGUUGCGACAUGAUAGGAGGCGCUGGAGACACACAGAUACCAUCAUUCAGAACAUCAGGUUUUGUUUGAUGACUCCAUCCCAUGUCUAUGAGAAGGUGAAAACCUCUGAGUUUUACAGAUAUUCACGCCAGUUGAGGCACGAGGUUGAGCAGGCACUAAACUACUUUCACAAUGUCAGUGAGCAACCCUUAAUGGACAUGAAAUCCAACCACAUUCGCUCAGCUAAACCUCAUACAGCGGUGUUCCGAGGGAUGAUUGGACAUAGCAUGGUAAAUAGCAAAAUCCUCCUCUUGCACAAGCCACGCGUCUGGUGGGAGCUUGAAGGACCUCUGGUGCCUCUACGACCUGAUUGCUUGGCUAUCGUCAACAACUUUGUCUUCUUACUUGGAGGAGAAGAACUGGGCCCAGAUGGCGAGUUCCACGCGUCAUCAAAAGUAUUCAGAUAUGACCCACGUCAAAACAGUUGGGUGCGAAUGUCUGAUAUGUCUGUACCUCGGUCUGAGUUUGCCGUGGGUGUGAUUGGGCGAUAUAUUUAUGCAGUGGCCGGAAGGACGAGAGAUGAAACCUUUUAUUCGACAGAGCGCUAUGAUAUCAUAGAAAACAAAUGGGAAUUUGUAGACCCUUAUCCGGUCAAUAAGUAUGGCCACGAGGGCACAGUCCUCAACAAUAAGCUGUUUAUCACUGGUGGGAUUACAUCCUCUUCAACUUCCAAGCAGGUUUGUGUCUUUGACCCAAGCAAAGAAGGAACGGUAGAACAGAGAACUCGGAGGACACAAGUGCACAUGAACUGCUGGGAAAAUAAGUGCAAAAUGAACUACGCCAGAUGUUUUCACAAGAUGAUAUCUUACAAUGGCAAACUUUAUGUCUUUGGUGGCGUAUGUGUCAUUUUACGAGCGUCUUUUGAAUCUCAGGGCUGCCCCUCCACAGAGGUUUAUGACCCUGAUGUGGAUCAGUGGACUAUUCUGGCAUCGAUGCCCAUUGGCAGGAGUGGCCAUGGAGUAGCUGUGCUGGAUAAACAGAUCAUGGUGCUUGGCGGACUCUGUUAUAAUGGUCAUUACAGCGACUCCAUCCUUACUUUUGACCCUGAGGAGAACAAAUGGAAGGAGGAUGAGUAUCCCAGAAUGCCUUGCAAGCUGGACGGCUUACAAGUAUGCAGCCUCCACUUUCCAGAAUAUGUUUUAGAGCACGUAAAACGUUGCACUUAACAGUAAUCUAAAACUCCUGUUCCCAUUUUUUUUUUUUUUUUUUUUUAUGUCUUAAGCAAAUCGGAUCUUUACCCUUUCUAUGCUUUAUGUAAAGAUUAAAUAUUAAAUGCUUUCAUGAAACAGGGAGCAAUCCGUUUUGAGAAGUCCGAAACUACUAAUGGGUCUGGCCUGAAUCUUACUUAAUAUCAAAUUGGUGUGAGUAUGUUUUAUACAUUAAUUAUUUUUGUUUAUGAUCUUACUUGAACUAGUCAAGGUUUUUUUUUUUUUGUUUUUUUUUUUAUUGACAUGGGCUAAAAACUUUCCUGUACAAAUAUCCCCCUUUAAAUAUCUGCAUGACUCAGGCCUUUUGCUACCUCUAAUAUUCUUUAUAGCUAAAAUGUGACCUCUUCAUCAGGUCCAUAAACGGGAUGACCCGAAAACCACGGCAGCUGUAAGAAAUGGUGCACAAAGCACAACUAUUUAUUGAGGUUUGCAGAAGCCUCAAAUUAAAGGGAAAACUUUUAGCUAAUAAAUGUGUAUUAUUGCACAAGUGACUUUCUUUAAACCUCCAGUUUCUCUCUACCGUUGGAACGUGCACACCCUAUGUAAUAUGGAUCAUACCAUUUAGUAUUGAUAAGGCUUUUAAAAUGUUAACAGAUCCACUAAAACUAUAUAAAAUACAGGUUGAGUUAUGUAAGUAAAAUAUAUAUACUACUGGUACCGUCUAACAUUUACACGUGUAUACUAACGGGACAAGCCAUUAAGUGUGAGUUAGGAAGCCCUUCGUUUUUUUUGUUUGGUUU